AUGAAAUACAUUAUUAUAUUUAAUUUUUUUCUUCUUUAUUUAUAUAACAGAGGAAAAAAUAAUUUUGAAAAAAUUUUUUUUUUUCCUUUAAUUUUGGAAAAUGAAGAAAUAACAAAUCUGAAGUACAAAAUUUUGAUUGGUAAAAAAAAAGGGUAUAGUAGAAUAUUAUAUGGAUUUUUUAGAAAACAUAGAAAAAAAAAAGGCAGAAACAAUAGCGAAAAAAAAAGACUAAGAAAACAAAAUAAAAAGAAAAAAAAACAAAGAAGAAAAAGAAGAAAAGAGCAAAGAAGAAAAAAAAGAGAAGAAAAAAGAAGAAAAAAAGAGGAAAAAAAAAGAAGGAAAGAACAAAAAAAAAAAGAAAGAGAAGAUAAAAAAAGGAGAAAAAAAGAAAAAAAAGAAAGAGAAGAAGAGGAACAACAAAAAUUAGACACACAAGUAAAGAUGACAGAAAGGGAAGAAGAAGAUGAAGCAGAAAAUUCCGAAGAAAAAGAAAAUGCUAUUCCAAGAGAAAGAAAUAAAUAUAAUGGUUAUGAGGUUCCUCAAAAUAGAAGUAUAAUGGAAAAUCAAACUCGCUAUCCUCAACAUGAAGUUUCAUAUACAAGAAAUGAACCUGUAAAUUCAUUUCAUACCAACAAUAGAAAUAACAUAGAAUCUCAACCAAGCAGUUUUGUGAAUCAAAACGAAAGAAAUAUGAAUUAUUCAAAUAGUACAUAUGAUAACCACAUAGAACAAAAUGAAGAAGUUGUAAUAAAUUUUAAUAAAUUAGAACAUGAAUCUAAAGGAGAAAUUUUAAAAAAAAUUAAAAAUGCCAUAGAAAUAUUGCAAUAA
Molecule: messenger RNA, 828 nt
Organism: Plasmodium relictum
Lineage: Eukaryota; Apicomplexa; Aconoidasida; Haemosporida; Plasmodiidae
Product: conserved Plasmodium protein, unknown function
Exons: 1
Coding region: 1-828 (275 amino acids)
Source: RefSeq, a predicted model, not a curated record